AGCGCAAUGGAAUCAAGGUGGGACAGGAUGCCUCUGGGAAUAACAAAGUAAAUAAAUACAUUUAAAAAUUACAAAGACGUGGAAAAAAGGCACUACGUCCACCAUAAACACGCGGACGCGGACCAAUAGGAAAGCUCCCGGCCCGGCCAGCGCAGCCAAUCCUCUUACUCAGAAGGACUUCAAUUGACCAGCGGAGUUAAGCGCUCAGUCCAGCGCAAAUCGUAAGUCACAUUAGUAGACCAUCCAGGCUCUGAGACCGUUUAAAGACAUUUUAAGUUGCACCACUUGGAGCGACUGGGACUUCAGGCCAGAUGGAAAAAUCCAAAAAUUUCCGCAUAGACGCGCUCCUGGCUGUCGACCCUCCAAAAGUACAGACUUCUCCCCUGGCGCUGGUUACCUCUCUGUCCUCCUCUUCCCUUUCAUCGUCCGGAAGUGUAAACGCUUCUGAGCUGAACACCAGCACCGAUUCCUUAAGGACUGAGAGCCCAUCGCCGCCAAGGAUUUCCUCUUGCGGCCUGAUUCCCAAACCGGGCUUCUUGAAUAACCCCCACUCCAGUAUGGUUGGAUUACAUCCUCAAAGUACCGCGGGCAUUCCGCCUCAGGCUUUCUACGGCCACCCAAUGUAUACGUAUUCUGCGGCUGCCCUUGGUCAGCAUCCGGCCCUUUCCUAUUCCUACCAGCACGGGUCCCAUCACCACCACCCCAACGAGUCCGUCAAACUCACCGCAGGAACGUUUCAACUGGACCACUGGCUGCGCGUCUCCACAGCAGGAAUGAUGCUUCCGAAAAUGUCGGAUUUCAACUCUCAAGCGCAGUCUAACUUACUGGGCAAGUGCAGAAGACCAAGGACCGCGUUCACCAGCCAGCAGCUCUUGGAACUGGAGCAUCAGUUUAAGUUAAAUAAGUACCUCUCCCGGCCCAAAAGGUUCGAGGUGGCCACGUCAUUAAUGCUCACUGAAACCCAGGUAAAAAUAUGGUUUCAGAACAGGCGGAUGAAAUGGAAGCGCAGCAAGAAGGCGAAGGAGCAAGCGGCCCAGGACGCCGAGAAACCCAGGAACGGCAAAAACGCGCAGGACAAGUCCGACGGCUCGGAGAGGACGGACUGCCAGCGGUCGGACCCCGUGAAAAACAACAGAACAAGAGGCAUCAGGGACAGUGACGAGGAAGAAGCGGAUGAUAAUUACCUGUACAACUCGUCGGAUUGCUCCUCGGAGGACGAGAGAAGUCACACUGGGCGGAUUAGUCCGCAGCAGUAAGAUGAUUAGGCCUACGGCGGUAACAUUUAUUUUCUUUUUAUUGAAUAUUUUAAACGGUCUGUCUAAUUUUACGAGAAACGUGCAUGUAUUCAUUACCUGCAAUUGAAAGUUAAAAUUACAAAUCUAAUCACUAAAAAUAUAAAAUAAUUUCCAUCGACGGCUGAUGUGAAGCUGAUACAGAAAAAUAAAAAUCUGAUUUAUUUGCAUUAACAAUGACACUUAGUCUCACGUUGAGAAAUUACCGGUCGAAUCUGUUACAAUGCAUGUUUUUUUCUCCCUUAGAAAUGUUGUUUAAUCAGUCUUAAAAAUUCAAUUUCAUUCCCUCGCACCUCACGGCUACUUAAGUGUGAGCAAUUUUUAUAGGCCUACUUAAUUAAAUAUCCCAAUUGUUCAUCUUUGAUAACCACUGCGUUUUUAAUUUUUAUUUUUUAAACUGUGUGUGGUUGUACAUCUGUAACUGUCAAAGACCGUUUACGUGAAGAAGAAAAGUAACGUCUUUAUUUUUGUAUACGGUAUUUAUAGAAAUGGCUCUAAAAUUGCAUGCUAAAUUUUUGUUUAGCGUUUCUCAUGGUGCAAAUAACAUUAAAUAAAAUUGUUUU
This is a messenger RNA of Paramormyrops kingsleyae, 1855 nucleotides long. It is a transcript of the gene mnx1, whose product is annotated as motor neuron and pancreas homeobox 1. Gene Ontology annotation, biological process: regulation of DNA-templated transcription; endocrine pancreas development; neuron projection morphogenesis. Gene Ontology annotation, cellular component: nucleus. Gene Ontology annotation, molecular function: sequence-specific double-stranded DNA binding; DNA-binding transcription factor activity, RNA polymerase II-specific. The record is from RefSeq and is a predicted model, not a curated record. Lineage: Eukaryota; Metazoa; Chordata; Actinopteri; Osteoglossiformes; Mormyridae.